GAACUGGCGAAUCAUUUGGGAUAUUCAAUAACAAUGAGAGGUUCUAAGAAACAUUUUAAGAUGCUUUAUAGUAUUUUAAAGAUCUAGACAGACAACUUCAACACUAACACAAAGAAAGUUAGACCAAAUGCACCCCACCUUCCGGAAACGCUCUGAGACCAACAAGACCCACAAACCCACCCAAUCGUCAUGUCCAACAAACACGCGCUUCACUAGGUAACGAUGAAAUGGCAAUCAAUAUUUAAACACCACAUUUCAGAAAGCACCAUUGCCAGCUACAGAGUAAUUUGUUAAUUUAAUAAUCAUCUUAAGCAUCGCGCCUCUAUCUCUCUCUCCUCUCUCUUCUUUCCAGAGACGUCACCUGACUCUUGGUAUCUCUGAUAUUGCACUUGGUCGUUGAUUCUUUUAAGCUCGUUCCUACAGUCAUAUACCUUCCACUCAAUCUUGUACCUUGAAUGUGAUUGUCAGAUUUGCUUCCGGAUAUCUGCACAAAAAGAAACUGCGACACAGUGAGCACUUCUCAAUACGUACCCAAGAACAUAUUGUCUUUCAUUAUGACGAGAGUGGAAAUCAAGCCAGGCUCGCCUGUCGAGAAAAGGCUAAUAAAGAAUGAAGAUUCUGGGGAUGAAACUCUGCAACUGGGGUUACCGGAUAUCGCAGAAGAUAGUAUUUUCGAUGACGUAGAUGUCGAGGACGAAGAGUCGGAAUAUGUGGAUGGAAAUUUUGAAGGUUUGGUUUUCAUUAAUGGUAUUGAACACUUUGUUUGUCCAGGGUUUAAGAUCCGACAGCUUCCUGCACCAAUGAUUGUUAAAAGGUCUUUAAGAAUGCUUUAUAAUACUAUCGUCAAGGGGAAUCUAGUAUUAGAUCCAAAUUAUCAGAGAGCUAGCGUGUGGGACGAAGGGCGUGCUUCUACUCUUAUAACUUCAGUGUUGAUGGGAUAUUUCAUUCCUCCAAUCGUUCUUAAUGUCCAAACAGUAAUCAAGAAAGUGAAAGACGGCCGGAAAGAGGUAAAGCACAUGCGAAUCUGUGUUGAUGGAAAGCAACGCUUGACAUCGCUUUUUAAAUUUAUGAGCGGAGAGAUCGGCUUUUUGGACAAUUCACACCCGCCAAAAAAAUGGUACUAUUGUCAUCCAACUAUCAACGGUGUAUUGACACCGACUAGCAGCAGAAACAUCUGUCCAGAUGGAUUGAAGAAGUUUUUCGACGAAAAGGUCUUCUGUUGUUAUGAGUACGACCAUUUAACACAAGAAACUGAAGAAACUAUGUUCCAGCUUGUCCAGCGGGGAAUUGCUUUAUCACCAGCUGAAAAAAUGAGAGCAAUGUCUACUGAGUGGGCUAGAUUCACUCGCAUAUACGAAGAUGAUUAUGCUAUGGUGGUCAAUUUAUCAAAGCAAAGCCGUGCAUCAGGUUUCCGUCUUAUUCUCACUAUAUUUACGAUGAUUCAAGAAGUUCUUUCUGGAUCAACCAACGGUCGGAGGAAAAGAACUGUGCCUUCACUCCAAGCCAGUCCUCAAGCACUUAUGCGUGUCCUAGAAGAUCCAGAACCAAUAUCCAUGGGUCUCAAACUCGCUUUCAAGGACGUAUUCGACAGGUUUGAAUCACUGAUCAAGUUAUCAUCCACAAAGUUACCAGACGACCAAUACGAACUCCAAAAGAAUUCGGUAUUUGAUCCUGCUCCUGAAUUUCUAAAGGAGGCGGAUGUAAACCACGUCCGCACUUUUUCACCGCUAGAGUUAGUAGCCACAGGGAUUUUAAUAUCAUACCAUAAAGACAGGCGAUCAGACGACGCUCUUCUUUCAGACAUCAAAUCCCUACGUCGCUUCCUACGAUUGAAACAUAAAGAUCUACGAGUCAACGCUCAAUGCUGGGCCACGGCAUGGGAAUUCAUCUCUGAACAUAUUCAUCGGAAUCCCAAUUCCCAAAACAAUUUUGCACUCCGAUUACAAUCGCAUCGGGAAAAGAAUGGGUCUGGCAUUCCCACAGAAAGGGGAAGAAGGAGAGCAAGAUCCAAUUCGGAUUCUAGUGUGCUGUCGAGCUUAGAUUCUUUGUUCGAGGCUGAGGUUGAGGGGGACCGGGAUGAUUCGAGUGAGGGCCCAGAGAGUAGCCCUUCUGUGGCUAGUUCGAGUAAGAGGGUGUUAGUUGAUUCUGCUACAAGCGGAUCUUCUAAGAGGGUGAAGAGGUAAUCUUGCAUCAUUGACGCAACGUUUCACGCUGGUUGUUCUCUUAGUAAACCGUCUGACGGGAAUUCCGGUUGCUACAUUUUCUCACGGGUAAAGAGUAUUCUAAUCAAGGCUUGGCACAAUGGGUAGACUAGAUAGAGGUGUUUACGCCGGCGCUAGGCUUCGUGUUUGGGAACUUUGUUUGUGCCGGUUUACAGCAGGGUAUCAUGAAAGGUGUAUAUGAUAGGACUCCAACUUGAUUAUUGUACAAUAGAGAUACAGAGCGUUGAUUAAUCAGGAUAAUACGUAAACA
Messenger RNA from Botrytis cinerea B05.10, 2472 nucleotides. RefSeq lists its product as hypothetical. NCBI's taxonomy places the organism in Eukaryota, Fungi, Ascomycota, Leotiomycetes, Helotiales, Sclerotiniaceae. The record is from RefSeq and is a predicted model, not a curated record. The coding region runs from base 555 to 2183 and encodes 542 amino acids. The transcript has 4 exons.